Messenger RNA from Pipistrellus kuhlii (Kuhl's pipistrelle), 2630 nucleotides. It is a transcript of the gene STX7, whose product is annotated as syntaxin 7. The record is from RefSeq and is a predicted model, not a curated record. Gene Ontology annotation, cellular component: endomembrane system; SNARE complex; synaptic vesicle. Lineage: Eukaryota; Metazoa; Chordata; Mammalia; Chiroptera; Vespertilionidae. Gene Ontology annotation, molecular function: SNAP receptor activity; SNARE binding. Gene Ontology annotation, biological process: vesicle-mediated transport; intracellular protein transport; vesicle fusion. The transcript is spliced from 10 exons. The coding region runs from base 197 to 979 and encodes 260 amino acids.
GGGCAUGCGCAGUGGGUGUCCCAUCGCCAACACCCAGCCGCCGAGAAUCGUGUCUCGGGGCUCCGGGGCCCGCGGGAGCCUGUGGUCGGAGCGGAAGGAGGUGGAGGAGGAGGAAGCCCAGGCGGUGGAGGUGACUGCUUAGGAAACUGUACAGUCCACCAGCAUCUGAUGAAAUUACUGACUAAGCAAAUCAACCAUGUCUUACACAUCAGGAACCAGUGGUGACCCCACUCAGCUGGCCCAGCGGAUCUCUUCCAACAUCCAGAAGAUCACACAAUGUUCUGUGGAAAUACAGAGGACACUGAAUCAACUUGGAACACCUCAAGAUACACCUGAAUUGAGGCAACAGCUGCAACAGAAGCAGCAGUAUACUAACCAACUUGCUAAAGAAACAGAUAAGUACAUUAAAGAGUUUGGAUCUCUGCCUACCACCCCCAGUGAGCAGCGUCAAAGGAAAAUACAGAAGGACCGCUUAGUGGCUGAGUUCACAACAUCACUGACCAACUUUCAGAAGGUCCAGAGGCAAGCUGCUGAGAAAGAGAAAGACUUUGUGGCCCGAGUGAGAGCCAGUUCCAGAGUAUCUGGUGGUUUUCCUGAGGAGAGCGCAAAAGACAAGAAUCUUGUAUCGUGGGAAAGCCAAACUCAAUCUCAAGUGCAAGUACAAGAUGACGAAAUUACAGAGGAUGACCUCCGCCUUAUCCAUGAGAGAGAGUCUUCUAUUAGGCAACUUGAAGCUGAUAUUAUGGAUAUUAAUGAAAUAUUUAAAGAUUUGGGAAUGAUGAUUCAUGAGCAAGGAGAUGUGAUAGAUAGCAUAGAAGCCAACGUCGAAAAUGCAGAGGUGCACGUUCAGCAAGCAAACCAGCAGCUGUCGAGGGCAUCAGAUUAUCAGCGCAAAUCCAGAAAAACCAUCUGCAUCAUCAUUUCUCUCCUUGUCAUCGGAAUUGUAAUUAUUGGUGUCAUAUGGGGAGUGAAAGGCUAAAAUUAUGAAGGAGCACGCUGUUGCAUUGAGUUAUCUAAAUUAUGUAGGAAAGUUCCUGAAAUCAUGGUUUUUUAUUAUUUUAAAGGUGUUGCAUAAAGGACGGCUCCCAUACUUUUUAUUUGGGGGAAAUUUUCCUUUGGAUCAAAUAUGUUAUUUCCUAAUACUGAAAGUUUUUCUAAAUAUCAGUGCUGGGCAUAACUUCCAUGAUUUUUGGUCUAAUAACUCUUAGUUUGUUUGCCCACAUUGUAUAUGUCCUUCAUGUAUAAUUUAUUUAUCAUGUUGACUUGAUUUUUGGAAUUAAUAAGUUUAAAGGUGUAUAUGUGUGUCCUGUGGGCAUCUGUCUCAGUGUAACAUGCACCCAGACUUGUGUUACUUCAAUUAAAAAUCUCAAAUUUAAUUUGAAUUAUGGCCAGCAGAGGAAAUAUUCUCAAAAACUUAAAACAAAUUAACCUGUUUCUGUUGGCUUUUUUUUUUUUUUUCUGGUUUACACCAGCACAAUUAUCUAUUCAACUUUUACUGUUGUCUUGUCUUAAGACCCUUGAUUACUCUGAAUAAAGUCAGUGAAAUGUUUCAAAUACCUGAUGUGUAUAUGUUAAGCAUUUGCUGUAGAUUGCCUAGUGAAAAGGAAGAAGGGUAGAUUGUUUUUACAUAGGCUCUGUUUAAACCUGACAUUUACUGGGGAAUGUGUAGUCACUUUAAAUGUUUGAUGUGAUGUGGAAGGAGAGUAGACAAAUCAAUACCUAUUGUGCUAGAAUUCUAAAGAUCCCAACCUGUAACUCUGCUGUGCAUUUCCACAGCUAUUAUAAUGAAAAUUAAUGAUUUUUUUCCUUACAUCCUGUAGAACAAUGGCCACAUUUGUAUCCUGAGGUCAAAAUUAUUGGGGAAGUAACUGUUCCACAAUUUCUGUUUUUUGGCACCCAACACUUAAAAUAUAGUGUUUACCCUGAGUACCAUUUUGUACCAUCAUCACUGGAGAGAAAAAAAAAUUGGUGUUUGCCAAUUAACUCACUUGCCUUUUUAAAGUCAAUACUGUUUUAAUGCACUAAUCUGAAUACUGUAAAGAGGAUUAUCUUAGUUUGUAUUUUAUAAUGUUCUUAUAUAGCAGUUUGAUAGCAAAGGCAGCGUUCUCUUUGGCAAGCUAUGAGCUUCAAGUGGGAACAAUAGACACACAGCUAAAUAGGUGUAUACUAGGUGAUGGGUGAUGCAGGGAGAACUCAUGCUUCCUACCUGCUCGGAAGUCAGUGCGAGCCCACCAGACUUGUUCUUUGUAAGUGCAGGAGAGCCUGCAGUUUCCUGUCACACCCAGCAUCUAUGGCUGUGGAAGUCCCGUUGGCGUCACAGAUCACUUCAGUUGUGUGGGGUUUUUUGUUUUGUUUUUGCCACAGUUGUACUUGAUAAAGAUUAUUAUCAUUGCCUUUAUUUAUUUUAUGGUAAGUUCCCAAGAACAGCAAAAGCACUUAAUUUUUUGGCAUGAUGUUAGCACCAUUAUUUAAAGUUUAAUAAUUUAUCAGUGAUUUUAACUGGAACACAAAUCAGUGACUAAAACUAGGAACUUCGGUGACUUGCGUUUUUUUUAAGAAUCAUUAAUUUUGAAGGGGGAAAUUUGCACAAAAUAUUUGGAAUAGAAAUAAAAGUCUUGAUUAGAAAAAAA